This is a messenger RNA of Stegastes partitus (bicolor damselfish), 3422 nucleotides long. RefSeq names its product cyclin Y (gene ccny). Gene Ontology annotation, molecular function: protein kinase binding. NCBI's taxonomy places the organism in Eukaryota, Metazoa, Chordata, Actinopteri, Pomacentridae. The transcript has 11 exons. Gene Ontology annotation, biological process: regulation of cyclin-dependent protein serine/threonine kinase activity. The coding region runs from base 501 to 1547 and encodes 348 amino acids. The record is from RefSeq and is a predicted model, not a curated record.
AGUACUCUGGCAACCAUGUAGCGCUGAGAGCAAAGAUACCCCCGACGAGCCAAACUACCAUGUCCUCCUCUUUAUUCGUGUCGACACACAGCAGCACAACAUGAAAAUGUGUUUCUGAAGACACCUGGACGCUCGGACAAGGAAUUACGAGGCGAGAGGGAGUCGACAGUGAAACCGAAGCCUUGUAACACAGAGGCACUAUCUGCCCUCGCCUGGAGCUGUGGACUGGGGGGGACGCUGGGGCAGCUCCUCUCAUUUAUUAGCCCACCUUGGCCGUGGUUUUUUUUUUUAUCCGCUUUAAUGGCCACUCUCAUCCAGCUACGCGCGUUUUAGUCGCGAGAGAAGGGCGUGUAGCGCUAACGGAUACCGGGGCUAGUUUGUAGUUUGCACCAGGUCCGUCCAUCCGCGUUACCGCCCCGUUUUUUCUCAGCGACAAGAAGAAGAAGAAGAAGAAGAAGGUACCGCGUCGGGUGUUGAGAGAAAAAAAACCUGCGGACAACAUGGGGAAUACAACCUCCUGCUGCGUGUCGUCGAGCCCCAAACACCGGAGGAGUAACCACUCCAGGCUGGAGCCCUACCGGCCGGAGCCCGAGCUGAGCCGAGAGGACACGGGCUGCAACCUCCAGCACAUCAGCGACAGAGAGAACAUAGACGAUCUACCCAUGGAGUACAAUCCGUCAGAUCAUCCCCGGGCCAGCACCAUCUUCCUCAGCAAGUCACAAACCGACGUUGCUGUGCCCAACAAGAAAGUCCGAGAAAAACGGAAGAGCCUUUACAUCAACCAUCAUCAUCCAGGCCCAGUGAGACGGAAGUACAGCUCGUGUUCCACCAUAUUCCUCGAUGACAGCACUGUCAGUCAGCCCAACCUCAAAUACACCAUUAAAUGCGUAGCCCUUGCAAUAUACUACCACAUAAAGAACAGAGAUGUCGACGGAAGAAUGUUGUUAGACAUUUUCGACGAGAAGCUGCAUCCACUCUCAAAGUCUGAGGUUCCUGCUGAUUACGACAAACACGACCCUGAGCAGAAGCAGAUCUACCGCUUCGUCAGGACGCUGUUCAGUGCUGCACAGCUCACUGCUGAGUGCGCCAUCGUCACUUUGGUGUAUUUGGAGAGGCUCCUGACCUACGCUGAGAUCGAUAUCUGCCCGGCCAACUGGAAGCGUAUCGUGCUGGGAGCCAUCCUCCUCGCUUCUAAGGUCUGGGACGACCAGGCGGUGUGGAACGUCGACUACUGCCAAAUUCUCAAGGAUAUCACUGUGGAGGACAUGAAUGAGCUGGAGCGUCAGUUCCUGGAGCUGCUGCAGUUCAACAUCAACGUGCCGUCCAGCGUCUACGCCAAGUAUUACUUUGACCUGCGCUCCCUGGCCGAGGCCAACAACCUCAGCUUCCCCCUGGAACCCCUCAGCAGGGAGAAAGCCCAGAAACUAGAGGCCAUCUCUCGGUUGUGCGACGACAAGUACAAGGACUUGAAAAAACUAGCCAAGAAGCGGUCGGUGAGCGCAGACAACCUGACGGUGGUGCGGUGGUGUCCGGCCAUCAUUUCCUAACACUGGUCGCCUGCAGAGGAAUAGAUAGACCUGUAAAGCAUAUUUCUGCCUGGUAAGCAGGCAAACCAGGUGGGCAGCAGUCCUGUGGAUCAGUGGGUCUGUCUGGAAUAUACACACAUAUACACACACACACACACAUUCACACAAUCUAGCACUUUUGCAAGUGUGAUUGCACCCUCUCUGGUUGUUGUACAUAAAAGAAGUCCCACUGGCUGCCUGCACUGAACCAAACGGAGCUGAGCUGAACCAAACUGAAGCGUGGGAGCGAAAGUUGUCGGAACGAAGACCUUAUCUGCGAAGGGAAAAGCGGCCAAUUGGAAAUGCAGAGACUGAAAGACUGUGUGAAGUUGGGAAAUGGAAAAAUAGGAACAAGCUUAAAGAGCAAAAUACAUAACCGCAGCGUUCCAUAAUUCCCUCCGAAGCUCAACUGUCUCGAGCGGCUGAUUGAGACGAGGCCGCGUACAUUCCUUUCAUUUUAAUCUCCUGGUUCAGUCGGUUCCUUAGCUGAAGCAUGAGAUGAUCUUUUGACAGCUUAUAGGCACACUGCAAAUUUUAAAUGCUCAAUUUCUCUAUUUUUUUUUUUUUUUUUGUUUCGUCUGCGUCCGUCUGUUCGUUUGCAUUCCCAUCCAGCGACACCAGCUGCUUCAAAACAAAAGGAGAGACGUGUACAUUCCAUUGUUACCUUGAGGGUAGCAGCUCGUACAUCCAACCGGACGACAUAUCAUCAAACAAAAAAAAGAAUCCGCUGAGUCUUCAUUUACACUGUGGCCAUUUAAUCGAGGUUCUCCAGAGAACUGACAAUUUAAAAGCAUGUCUUGUUUUUUUUUUUUUUAGCUCAAAGGCACUUUGACAGGAAAUGGGAUUUUUAAAAAUCUAAACUCACAGCUGCAGAAUAAUGAUCUCUUUACAGCCAGGCCAUCAGCCGCCACUCACACAAAGCAAUAUUCACGCAUCGCUUUGUUGUCGUCGCGAUUAAUAACGACGGAGCGUGCACACUUUUGGGAGAAGAGAGACAAAUACGAGACAUACUGUAGAGCUUACGUUGUACUUUGUUCACUGCCAUCGUCCUGACCUGUGGUGCCUGUAAUAAGCUAGUUUAACACUUCUCCCCCUUUCUACUGGAGGAAUAGAACAAAUAACUCUGAAGUAUUUUGUUUUUUCUUUAACAUUUUAUAUGGUUCUUCCAGCUUAUAGAGAAAAAAAAAAACAGCACAAAUGGAAAUAUUGACAUUUAGAAGCCACUUAAAGCAUGAUUCCUCAGAGCUGUUUCUGUUGGUCUGGAGAGGACCCGGAUGAAUGAAUGAAAAAGAAGCAUUAAGCGACGAUGGAAACACUGCUUACAAAACGAUAGAUUGUAUAAAUUUUUGCUAAAUUGUCUUUGUACAGUGUAAAUACAGCGAAAUCUGUAGACUGAGGUCAUAUUGUAAAGAAGAAGAAAAAGAAAACAAAAACAGAAUGAUGUUAGAAUAUUUAUAUUGGAUCAGUUUUUACUGUACGUGAUGGGGGGCGGUAAACAUGUCUGAUUCCGUGUUUCUAUGACAAAUCAAGAGGAAGGUGAAGUAUUAAGAUUUAAAUGGGAGACGCCACUUAAGGUUUGUCCGUUUUCUUGUUUCGCACUGCGGAAAAGGGCCAUUUUUUUUUUUUACGUGUUACAUACUGUAAAUGGUAUAUAUAGAUACUGCAAGACAAUUCAGGCUCGUUUUAUGACUUUUGUUGCCCCACGUUGUGGAAACAUUGCCAGAUUUAUAUGUUUUUAAUUUAAGUGAUGAUUCAUGUUCCUUAUGGAGCCCUGAAACCAACAAAAUGUAGUAAAAGGUGAUCAGGUGAGUCAGAAAUAAGACUAAAUACAUCAAUAAAUAUUGUUGUUUAUUUCAA